GUGGCGCAACGGUAGCGCGUCUGACUCCAGAUCAGAAGGCUGCGUGUUCGAAUCACGUCGGGGCUCUACUGUUAGACAGAAUGGAGGAGGUUAGUGUAGAUGGGCUUCUAGAAAACCAGGAUGGAGACUCCUCAAAGCAAGAUUCCAAUGAUGAACUUGAUGUUAGAGCACUGAAUGACAUUGAAUUACGAGAGCAGCUUUCUGAAUAUGGGAUCAGCCCUGGACCAAUAUUACCUUCUACAAGGACCAUUUAUGAGAAAAAGUUGCUGCAAUUUAUGAAGGAAUGCCCAGCAAUAGCAGCUGGACAGAAGAGGGAUGAUUGUGUUUCUGAUACUGGAAAAAAUGCAGAACAAGGAAGAACAGAAGUAGUCCUUGAAACAAACAACCUCAAAAUGACAGCUGAAUGUGCCUCUGGCAUUGAUAAGAAAACGCACACUGAUGUGGCAGAACGGCAGAAGAAACUCUUGUCGCCCGAUGUUGAAUACAGUUUAGCCAAAAUAGUGGCAGAGUUACAGGAAAUAUUGCCAGAGGGUAAAGUGGCAGCAUAUCGGUCACAAGGACAAAGGAAGAAAGCAAACAGCAGUCCUGACAGAAAACACAAACCAAUGAAAGAUGAUAUGCCACAUGAAGACUAUGGUUAUCCUGAAGCUGGUGCAGGACAAAGCACGAGAAGAAGAGCCAUAAAGGGUAAUCCCCUUCCAGUGAAGAAAGGUGCUGAAAUAAAAUCCCAGGUGGUGCCUGAGCAACCAGAUGAAGGAUAUAUACCGAUGCGUGUAAAGAUGGCUGUAUUUGCUAUCUUUGUUUUCAUCCUUUUAAUAUAUGUAACUAUGGAAACUAAUCUAGAUAAUCCAUUCAUAGCCUUCAUCACUGGAAAAUGAGUGUAGCCCUGUCCUAUA
Molecule: messenger RNA, 896 nt
Organism: Euleptes europaea (tarantolino)
Lineage: Eukaryota; Metazoa; Chordata; Lepidosauria; Squamata; Sphaerodactylidae
Gene: LEMD1
Product: LEM domain containing 1
Exons: 8
Coding region: 81-878 (265 amino acids)
Source: RefSeq, a predicted model, not a curated record